AGCAGUGUCUGCAGUGUGCUGAAGGUCUUAAAUUAUCUUUAAAAUUGCUGUUAUGUAGCUGAAAGGCAGAAUGGGAAAUCCAUCAGGAUUGGCAGGGAUCCGAGAGGGGAGAGAUGGUACUGAGAGCAGGAGUUCCCUCAUUGCUGGUUUUCUUCAUUUUAGCAACCCGAAACAGUAAACCUUACUUACUAUCAGCAGUCCAGCAGCUAAUACAGUCCUGCAGUUCUGAAGUUUCAGAUACUUUAUGUAUCUUGUUACUGUAACGUUAUAUUUCUUUUUUUUCUUUCCUAUGAGAUCCUUGUAUUCUGUGCUCUUUCACUUCUCCUUUUUAACCUUGGUCCUAUUCCUAGAACAGAUCGGCAGAGAGGGAACUGCUGUGAUUUUUUUAAAUUUUUUGGGGGUAGAGGCUGUUCUUUUUCUCAAAGCAUGUUGCUUCCUCCUUGCUUUUAUUUAAGAUCACACUUGUUUCAGAUGUGCUAGCCAUAGCUGAAGUUGCCUGUGUUUAGGCUUCCAGCUGGAUCAGAUCCUGAGAUAAAUGUCCGUUCAUUUAAGGCAUUAAGCUGCCCAGUGCUGCUUGCAGUUGGCUGAGAUAUCUCAGCUUUUUCUAAUGUUCUUUAAUGCUAGCUGUAGAUGUAGAUGUACUUGAACAGAAUGGUUUAGUGGUUUGUGGUAGCGAGGGUAAUGGGAGGAUGGUUGGACCAGAUGAUCUUGUAGGUCCUUUCCAGCCUUGUGAUUCUAUGAUUCUAUGAAAAGGGUUCAUAAGGACCCCUAAGCAACUCUUUCUUUCAAACGUCCAUUGACAGAUGUAAGCAGUUUUGAGCUGACAGCAAGAUGGUGCAGCUCCUGGAGCUGUAAAAUAAGCCAAGAAAGGUACACACCCCAGUGCUAGCUGGGUGCCUAGCCGACUGCACAACGCAGCCUGAGGCUUUGCAGCAUGUCGGGAUGAGAGCAGUGCCGGCAGAACUGAGCUCGGCCCAAGCUGAGCUAGCCUGGCUUUCCUGGUUCUGAGGAUGCUCCAGCCCGGCUCGCCCUGGUGCCGCGCGCCCCCCAGGGGCCGGAGGAAAUGGCGGCCGCCACCACACUUCAGCACCGCCCAGGGGCGGAGCCCGGUCCCGUUGGCGCCAAGCGGGGACGGCGGCUCCCGCCCUGCCGCUCCGCUCCCAGCCAUGGCGGCCGCCGUGCCCGGCUACUCGCCGGGCUUCAAGAAGCCGCCGGCCACGCUGCGGCUGAAGCGCAAGCGGCCGCGGAGAAGCGAGCCCGCUGCCUCCCAGCCCUGCGGCGCGGCCCCGAGGGCCCCCUCGACGUCCGUCCGCCGUAACCCCUUCUCCAGCCUGGACAAUGCGCCGCGGCAGCCGGUCUGGCGGCAGCAGGAGCCGGCGCAGCCCGGGCGGGGGCCCGCCUCCACUGUGCCUUUUUGGCAGUUUUUAGAGUCUGCAGGAGAAGACAAGCCGGCCCGGAACGUGGAGCUUUCAGAGGGAACCGACGUCCUGGCGCUGCCCGAGGAUCUUCAUUUACCUGUUCCUACCCCUGAUGUCCCCCCCUCACCGAGACACGAGUUUCCUGCAGACUGGAGUAUCAAAACACGACUUCUGUUUACGUCUUCUCAACCUUUCACUUGGGCAGAGCAUUUAAAAGCACAGGAGGAAGCUCAGGGGUUUGUUCAGCAUUGCAGAGCAGCAGAAAUAAACUUGCCACAGAGUGUACAGGAACCAAAACUGUCCACAGAACUGCGUUGUGCCUUUCAGCAGAGCCUUGUUUACUGGCUUCACCCAUCACUGUCGUGGCUGCAGCUGUUCCCUCGUAUUGGAGCAGACAGAAAGAUAGCAGGAAAAGCCUGUCCAUGGGCACAGGAUGAGGCCUUGCAACAAGCACUGAUGAGCGACUGGUCUGUCAGCUUUACUUCUCUAUACAAUCUGCUCAAAGCCAAGCUGUGCCCCUACUUCUAUGUGUGCACUUACCAGUUUACUGUCCUGUUCCGUGCAGCUGGUCUGGCAGGAAGUGAUGUUAUCACAGCAGUGAUUUCUCCCACCACCAGAGGUUUAAGGGAAGCCAUGAGAAAUGAAGGCAUAGAGUUUUCUCUACCUUUGGUAGAAGAAAGUAGAAGCAGAAAACAGAAAAACUCUGAAGGGAAUUUGGAAACAGAAGUUGCUCACGGCCCUGAAGUGGGUAGAAGCCCUGAGAAUGGCGAGGAAGCUGCUUCAAGUGAUGAUGAUGAUGAUGGUUUCUCUUGGCUUGAGGAGAUGGGAGUCCAAGACAAGGUUAAAAAACCAGAUGCUGUUUCUAUUAAACUUCGUAAAGAGAAGCAUGAAGUGCAGGUGGAUCACAGACCUGAAUCCCUCGCAGUGGUGAAAGGAACAAACACGUUCACUUUAUUGAACUUCCUGAUAAACUGUAAGAGCCUGGUGGCUGUUGCAGGUCCACAGGCAGGGCUUCCUCCCACUCUCUUGUCUCCUGUUGCUUUCCGAGGUGGAACAAUGCAAACGCUCAAAGCUCGUAGUAUGAAUGCAAAAGCCAGGGUCCGCCUGGCAUAUGAAGAUAUCUUCAGUUUGGAGAUCGUAGGCCCUGUCCUGCCUCAUUCUCUCCACUUGCUGACCAUGCUGCUGCAGUCUGCACAGCAGGGAGCAUUUUCUGCAGUGCUGUAUACGCAUGAGCCAACGGCUGUGUUUAACGCUGAUCUCCAUAAUGCGAGCCCUGCCUUAAAGAAGGAAACCGUAAGUAAAGACCUGCUGAAGUGCGGGCUGCAUUCUAAAACUUUGGAUCAACUGAGUCAGGUGCCAACACUGGGAAAAUCUUCCCUCCGGUUUCUGGAAAUGAAGGACUCUGCAUAUGCCUGGAAGUCUUAGGUACUGUGCUGUUUGGAGGAGGUGGAGCACAAAGCUCUCCAGUGUGAAGUUGCUGUGCUUCCUUCAGGCCUGCGGGGCAGCACCCAUGCUGUUAGAGGAGCUAAGUAACCUAGUCCAACGUCACAGCCAACUCUUGCACAUCACAGCAAUAAAACACCAUGAGGGGUUUUCGGAGGAAAUUGAGGAAAAGGCCCUGGACAUCUCCUUUUGUAUUUUAGAAAGCAUUUUUAAAAAUAAAAUUUUAUAUAAUGGUCUGCUUUUGAUCUGAAUUCAGGGUGGAAGGCCUGUAUUUUUUUCACCUAUGUGUAUAUUCUAUUCUGAAACACAGAAUUGCUGCUACUGCUCAGUGCAGUAAUGUGUAGCCACUUCUGAGGGGUGGAAUUCUUCUCCUAUCAUCUCUGAGCCCUGCUUACAGCACUAAGCCAGAAGCUUGGCCUAAAUCUCAGCACUUUACACCUCUUGGUUGAGGUGUAACUUCAACUGCAAAAACCAGAAAUCAGAUGGGUACAAACAGUUCCAAUUGCAUCUGAAUCAGAUUAAAAGGCUGGGAGCCCCAGAACUGCUGCCAUAAUCCUCCAACAUUGCCAUCUUCAUUUACUUCAAAAUAAGAUUUUUAACAGGCAGUUUAUACAAUGGAGUGUGCACCAGAACAAGUUAGAACAACACAAUAGGGUUAUGACACCUGAUGGAAGAGAGGAAAUGAAAGGCAGCAAGGUGAUGCUGCUCUGUUCAUAGCAAGAGCCUAUGUUCAGGUUUAAUGUAAUCUGUUACAUUACUGCUGCUUUGGAGAUGUGUAUAAUGUCAUUUAUCACACAGCUAUCAGGUGAGCCUCUUCCUGCAGCAAAAAAUAGUAGAUCUGAAGAGCAGUAAGUAGAAUACCAUCAUGCUUAUGCACUCAGCAAGAUUUGUAAUUCUGGUAUUUUGCACAGAAAAGAAUAAUACUUGUAGUCACGUAACCUUUAUUUUCACUACAGUGGUGUCCUGUUCACCUGACAUUCUGAAGCAGUGAUAGUCUGCUUGAUGGGCCUAACAACCAGUUCUAAGCAAAUCACUGCAGACUGAGGCAGUUACACGAGUAUUGUGUAGGUUUACAGUGUUACUGCACAGUAACUACCAUGGCACUGGCAGGGUCACAGUACAGAGAAGACCAGGGCAUCAGGAAAACCUAGAUAGACCUCAAGUCCUACCUUACAGUACAAAAGGGCAGCUUUAGAUCUUUAAAUCUAGGGUGUCAGACAACUGGAGAGAAACCAGCACCAAUUCUGGCAAGCCUGGCAGUUAUUAUACUUGACUCUGCUGUUUCUCCAGCCCUCUAUUUUAAAACUACCACUUAGUUGACUGUCUGGAACUGGUUCUGGUGGCUGCUGGCUCUACGUGCUCAGGCACCACAGGGAAGUCGGAAGCACUAUCAGUGAAAGCACUUCUAGGAAAGCAAUCCUGCAACAACAAAAACCCAGCAGGCACAGAGAUGCCUUCGAGUUCCAGGAGUCCAUUCACUUUUGAGACAGCUGAAGUGCCCCAUAAAUAAACAGGUCCCGAGAGAGUGUUUCCUAGUUACUCUUUUUAAUAGGACUACUUGUCUAUUCCUGCAUGCAAAGGACACUCCAACCAAAUUUACAAACUGAACAGAAGGACAUCUCCGCACUAAAUUCAUUUAUCAUUCUAAACAACAGGAAUGAAACUAAAACAGAAACCCCGAAGUCAAGAAGUGUCAUAAUUGAAGUAAUACAGAUAUUAAUAUUGUAAGUAUUGAAAAUCAAAGGUUAGAUCUACAUACAGUACCACGUCUUUUAAGGCGUGAAACCCAGAAUUUGCCUGAACAGUUACUUUUGAAAUGGAGUCUUCUAUGGGACUGAAUUCAUCUGUUCCUCAAAACAUAUCUUUCCAAUAUACACGGAGAAUAUAAACCCCGAAAGAACAAAAUUAACAAAGUACAACAGAUUAUGUUCCAGAUAAUGAACAGAUCCAAAACCUGUGCUUAUAUGGACACCACGGACGGAACAGCACGAGCAACACUGCUGAUGUUUUAGCUGUAUCAGCAGCUAUUUGAACAGAAGCCUGAAUAGGAGCUGCCUCCCACAUCCUGAGUUAACAGCUUUGAGUCAGACAUCAGAAAGCUGGACUUGCCUAAAAUGGAUACAAUCCCCAGUUCUCCCACAGUCCGUCUUCCCAUCGCUGUACCAUCUGCUUAGCUUUGUUUCUCAACCUUACAACUUGUUCAGAAAAUGAGGCAAGGAGAUCUUCAAACAAUUUUACACAGAGACUGAAGGUGAGAAGCCAAAGGGAGAAAACUUUAAUUAGAGACAACUACGUCCACAAAAAAAAGUUGUCAUUUCUAGAGUGCUUUGAUAGACUAAUAAAGGGGUUUAUUUUGUGGGUGUGUGGUGGACAACACAGUACUGCUUCUCUGCUGUAUGCAAAACGAGACACUGGUACUUGUCCACUGAGGGCAAAGGAAGAUACCUUGUUCAGUAACAGCUGAGAGCACACACAAAUAAUUUACUCUGCGGAGGAAGAGCUACUAUUAAUUCAUCACCUCCAAGAUCCUACUGCCAUUGCAAAGGUCGUUCACUUUAGGCCUGAGCACAGUCCUACUGCAUACAAAUUGUAAUUUGUUCCUGUUCCCGAUGAAGCUCUGGUCAGUUGAUGUAAUACAAAAAAAUCCUCAAAGACUUUUCGGAAAUAAGCACCUGAACUACCACAGUAACAAAGUACUGCUGUAAUCCCGGCAGUCUGCUCAAAACACAGACAAAUCUGGCUAAAGGUGUACAAUGCCCUUUCCAAUUCAAAGUGCACAUAGCUAAAGAACUAAUACUUCUUAAAUUAAGAGGAAAAAAAAAAAAUAAAAGGAAAAGCUUCCUAUAUCCUUUCC
Lagopus muta (rock ptarmigan) is the source of this 5715-nucleotide messenger RNA. It is a transcript of the gene DONSON, whose product is annotated as DNA replication fork stabilization factor DONSON. Bases 1011 to 2843 code for a protein of 610 amino acids. Lineage: Eukaryota; Metazoa; Chordata; Aves; Galliformes; Phasianidae. The record is from RefSeq and is a predicted model, not a curated record. Gene Ontology annotation, cellular component: nucleus. Gene Ontology annotation, biological process: nuclear DNA replication. The transcript is spliced from 10 exons.